Molecule: messenger RNA, 2810 nt
Organism: Blastomyces dermatitidis ER-3
Lineage: Eukaryota; Fungi; Ascomycota; Eurotiomycetes; Onygenales; Ajellomycetaceae
Product: 60S ribosomal protein L10-A
Exons: 3
Coding region: 1355-2026 (223 amino acids)
Biological process (GO): translation; ribosomal large subunit assembly
Cellular component (GO): cytosolic large ribosomal subunit; ribosome
Molecular function (GO): structural constituent of ribosome
Source: RefSeq, a predicted model, not a curated record
GGUUUUUUGUGGUGGAGCGCAACUCGAGACAAGCAACUUCAACUGAAAUCACUACUCACUUGGGAUCCAGGAUCAUCGCAACUCCUUCAAGCCUAGCCGACUCAGGAGUGGCACCGGGAAAUUGUUGAAAGCGGAGACUGCAUGCUGCAGAUACCUUGGCAAGAGAUCAAGUUUCAAGUUCUGUUCACCACUCCGUACGCUGCGUAGUAUGACAAUCCUGCCCUGCCCACAACGAAGACGUAACAAGCCGAUGUCACCCCGUCUUUCUGGCUACGUCAAACAGUGAAACGCGCUUCAGCCUUGUAUGAGAUUUCAAAACUCGAAUUUGAAAGGACUUGGCGUUUGCUGAGGGUUAGUAGGAAUGGAAUACACGCCUCGUUAGGCAUGGCUCACGAUGCAUAAAAUCCGUUGAGUGUCUGGAGGGCAUCCUGUAGAUAACUGUUAUUAGAGUCAUCCGCGGCCGUGUGAAAACAGGUUGAAAUAGGCUUUUUCAUGUCCCAUCGCCAAAUACUAUCGACAUAUUCCCAGCAAUUUGGCCAAUCAAUCUGCCAUAAAGCCAAGUGGCAAGCCAAGUAUGAAAACUUUAACCAUGCUCCUGGCCCCUGGGACCUGGCAAAGGAGAUGGCAUGCUGCUCGGAAAAUAUGCCAUUUUGGACGUUAGGUGCGUGAUCCCAAAGUCUCUCGGGAUUCAAUAAAGGAUAGGACGCAGGGCACCUCCGCAUCUAGAAAACAUCGCGGAUGUCCCAGCGAAAUUUUUGUCCCAUCGCAAUAAUGUCGCCUCGGUACUCACGGAAAACGCCUGAGUGAAUCCCUCUGCCUUUGCCUUAAGAGUGAGAAUUGAUGUAGAGCAUAUAGUAAUACCUUCAUCAAACCUGGCUGUGCAUCUCUGACGACACGCCCCUUAGAUGCCCAACUUCAGUGUUAGAAUGCGUUAGGUCUGAGGCUAAGUUUCUACUGCAACGGUUGAUUGCAGUAGUUAAAGCAUAUCAGCGAGCAUGUCAGCAGAUGAGGCUUCUAGCUUGUUGCUAGCAAUCAUCAUCGUCAUUCUUUGCCUGGAGUUGAGGCCUUCCUUUCUUGUUUGAGGAAGGUUUGAUAUCAAAGUCAUGUGACUAAUCGCCAGUGGCUUACGAUUAGUAAUCAAUUCCCCCUUUGAUGUCUUAUUUAGGAUAUUAGGGCUUAGGGUAUGGUCAUGUGAUGUCACUAGCCCCGAUGCUUGGAAAUCAAAAACGGCAACACUUGAAUACUUAACCGGAAUCUCUUCCACGACGACGACGACAACGACCGACAACACCGCCAAACCACAUAUCACCUAGUUCGCAGGAAGUGCUGUCAUUGCUCCUAAUCAUCCGACAAAAUGGCACGUCGUCCAGCGAGAUGUUACCGCUACUGCAAGAACAAGCCAUAUCCUAAAUCCCGCUUCAACCGCGGUGUGCCCGACCCUAAGAUCCGUAUCUUUGAUCUUGGUCGCAAGAAGGCCAAUGUCGAUGAGUUCCCUCUGUGUGUGCACAUGGUGUCCAACGAGUACGAACAGUUGAGCUCUGAGGCUCUUGAAGCUGCCCGUAUUUGCGCCAACAAGUACCUCGUCAAGGUCGCCGGUAAGGAAGGUUUCCACCUCCGCGUCCGCGCCCACCCCUACCAUGUCGUCCGUAUCAACAAGAUGUUGUCGUGUGCCGGCGCGGAUAGACUCCAAACCGGUAUGCGUGGUGCCUUCGGUAAGCCCAACGGCAUCGUCGCUCGCGUCAACAUUGGCCAAAUCCUUCUCAGCGUUCGCACCCGUGAUGCCCACCGUGCUACCGCCGUCGAGGCUCUCCGCCGCUCCAUGUACAAGUUCCCCGGCCGUCAGAAGAUCAUUGUCAGUAAGAACUGGGGCUUCACCCCACUGAGACGUGAGGAGUACAUCCAGCUCAGACAAGAGGGCCGUGUCAAGAUUGAUGGUGCCUACGUUCAGUUCUUGAGAAAUAAGGGCAACAUUGAGGAGAACAUGAAGCGAUUCCCAGAGGCGUAUGAGAAUCUGUCGCAAGCAUAGAUUUGUUAAUGAAUGGGAAGAAGUUAGCUUUUUUUUUUGAUUUUCUUUCCUUUUUUCUUUCUUUUUCUAUUGUUUUAUGACACAAAUCUAAGCGUUUACAAAAAGGAUUCAACAAACAAAAUAUAAGAUAUAUCCCUGGGACUCCAUCCUUGUCUGUGUAAUGUUUGUGGAAUUGGAUUUUCAUUGAUCCAUCAUGAAAAGCAUGGGAAUCUGUUGAUAUGAUGGGCACUGUGUAACAAGUUCAUGCAUUCUAGAUUUAUCUCUGAUCUGUGAAUCCUCAUAACUAUUUUACAGUUCAACUAUUCAGUGAAUUUCAAUAGAGAAGAGUUUUUCUUUUUCUAUCUCUCUUAGACACUGAUGGUUAUGAACUGGUGAAAAUAGCAUUGAGUAUCAGUAAGUCAGUCAGUCAGUUUAUAUGACUCUUAAAUAUGAAUGAAAGUCACAUUUAUUCAAAUCUAUAUGUUUGAUCUUCAUAAGACUACAAUAUAAAUGUCAAUGUUUCUACAGUAGUCUUUCUGUGUCUCUGCUUCUUCAUGAUAUGGACAGUCAUUCUUCUCUAUGUGUAUACUCAGUCACACUUAACUGAAUUCUAGUGAGAUUAACAAAUUAUUUGGGAAUAUGAGAAAUAUGUUGAUAUGCCAGUAACUCAGUGAUCAUCACCAUGUGUAAUUCUUUAGCUGGUGGUGUGUUGCAGCGCAUACACAGUGUGUGGCCACCCAGAUAUAGGUCUCAAGUAUUGCUUCGGCCACAUAUCUAGCUUAUAAACAACUAAUUUGAAGUUACC